Messenger RNA from Aedes aegypti (yellow fever mosquito), 721 nucleotides. RefSeq lists its product as uncharacterized. Gene Ontology annotation, cellular component: nucleus; transcription regulator complex. NCBI's taxonomy places the organism in Eukaryota, Metazoa, Arthropoda, Insecta, Diptera, Culicidae. The coding region runs from base 67 to 690 and encodes 207 amino acids. The transcript has 3 exons. Gene Ontology annotation, biological process: regulation of transcription by RNA polymerase II. The record is from RefSeq and is a predicted model, not a curated record.
GAGAGCGAUACGUGAGUGAUUCUCUCAAUUUUCUCCGGAUUCAAUCCCUGAAAAGAGCACAUUUGGAUGCACAUUGCGGGGCAGCUAAAUAAAACAGCUGAGCAAGUAAAAGCCCGCUGGAGGAGCCUCCGGGAUCGUUUUGGCAGUUUGAAACGCAAACUGGCGGAAGAUUCACGAUCGGGAGCUGGGGGUAGCUCGAGUCCGGGAUGGCCGCUGUAUAAGGAACUAUUGUUCCUUGGCGCACAUAUGGAAGCAAGACCAUCAUGUUCCAACUACGCUGCUCCUGGUUCUUCCGGUUCUUCCCAGUCUUGUUCUCAGGCCAACUCAGAAGUUGAUGCUGCGGAACAGGAGGAAGACGGCGAGGAGAAUAUGCUUGACACCAGCGCUACCACUCCUGUCGGAAGCACACCAUCAGGGCAUCGUCAGCGCCGCCGGAAACUUGACGACGGCGUAGAAAUGCAAAUGCAAAGCAUCCUUGCGUCCGUACAAGAGCGGGUCGAUGGAUGGGGAGCGAAGCGACCGAGGCACGAGCGGUUUGCAUCGUACUUGGCAGCGCAAAUGGAACAGCUUCCGCUGCAGGUGGCCCGAUCGCUAGAAGUUGAGUUCAUCGGAAAGGUGAAUAGCCUCAUUGAUGAGUGCGAGGCGCUUCAAUACGAACCAAGCGAUGAAAAUUCAGUUCAAGACAACUAAUGAUCUAAAAAUUUCCGAUUACAUAUUUUCU